Molecule: messenger RNA, 4621 nt
Organism: Eriocheir sinensis (Chinese mitten crab)
Lineage: Eukaryota; Metazoa; Arthropoda; Malacostraca; Decapoda; Varunidae
Exons: 3
Coding region: 1811-3358 (515 amino acids)
Biological process (GO): SCF-dependent proteasomal ubiquitin-dependent protein catabolic process
Cellular component (GO): SCF ubiquitin ligase complex
Source: RefSeq, a predicted model, not a curated record
AGAUGAUGCGGUGCCAGUGCCAAGUCUGCCCUCCUAGUGCCACGACGGAGGGCAUCCAGGCUUACCCAGGACAGUGCCACCACACCGCCACUGCCCAACCAUGGCACUCUAGGCCUUCAAGGAGUGCCAAGCUUCUUCCUCCUUCCGAUCAACACACUAGGACGUCUUCCACAGUGCCAGCCUUGCUACACGUCCUCCCAUAGCACUCUCGUCUUCAGCAGAGCCUUAGUAGGACAGUGCCACGGUGCCACAACUAUCCUGUGGCACUACAGAAGGUUUUGAGGAGUUCCAAGUCUGUUCCUCCUCCAAAUCAACAUCGUAGAACGUCUUGCACAGUGCCAGCCUCGCUACACUGCGCUGGCACUGUCGUCUUAGCAGAGCCUUACUAGGGCAGUGUCACGGUGCCACAAUCUUCCCGUGCCACCGUAGAGGGUUCUGAGGAGUACCAAGCCUGUUUCUCAUCAUCGGUACCCUGGGAUUUGACUACCUCUCUGUGCCACUUCGCAACCUGACAAUGGCACAAUAGACUUUUAAAGAGUGCCAAGCCUAUUUCUCAUAAUCGCCACCCUGGGAUUUGCUACUCUACCUCCUCGGGCAGUGCCACAUCCAGAACGGUGCCACUUCACUUCCCAACUGUUUUUCAAUAGUGCCAAGCCUGUGUUUUAUUCUGCGAGACCUCAUACAGUGCUAACCUCACUACACUGUUCCUCCUCUGGCACUGUUAUCGUUUGUACAGUGCUAUAGUGUUACGUUAUCCUUCUGGCACUGUGGUCAUUCAUAGCUGGGUGCCACAUCUUCCCUGCUCCUUCUUACUACUUUUUUUUCUCUUGGCACUCAAAAAUUCUAGGAGAGUGCCAAGCAUCCUCUGGCACUGUUGAGUAUCCUUGCAGUGCCUCACCAUCCCUUGUUGCUCCUCUUCCACUCCUCUCCCUUAUCUCAGUGCCAAACAGCAGUGCCAAACGAGUGCCUCAGUGAAAAGUGAAAAAAGUGAGAAAAAAAGGAGAUAAAAGUGAGAUAUUUCAAGGUCACUGCAAUGUGUUCUGUCGUGUUUGUUUGUUUUGGUGGUGAAGGUGGUGGUGAGGGUGGUGGUGGCGGUGGUGGUGGUGGUGGUGAUGGUGUGAGGGUUAAUUCUGUCUUCGUUUCCCUACAUUUCGUUUGAUUUUUAUUUUAUUUUCAUCCUCCCUGAUUUUUUUUUUAUUCUAUUAUUUCCUCUUUCAUUUCUCUCCUUCCUUUCCACCUGUUUGCUCAGGCAGUGUUUCUCCUCAAUUAGUUUAUAGCUAGUUCUCUCUCUCUCUCUCUCUCUCUCUCUCUCUCUCUCUCUCUCUCUCUCUCUCUCUCUCCGCAACAACACACACAAAAAAAGAACAUCGACAAAGACAUUUAUUUACAUUCGUACAAAAACACAACCACGUGCAACAUUCCCUUUCCAAUAGUUUUAUUUACUACUAAUAUAUAUACUACUACUACUACUACUACUACUACUACUACUACUACUACUACUACUUCCACCACCACUUCUGUUUCUCCACCUCCUCUGAAAGAAGAAAACGAGGAAGAAGUAUAUUGUUUAUCCUCCCCAAAUGAGAAGAACGCGGAGGACAGAAGACAGGGUGGAGGCAGUGCAGCUCUCCUCCCCUGCCCAUCCACCCCUUUCCUCCUCCACCACCACCACCAAGGGAAGGUAGCAGUUUCUUCACUACUACCUCCUACUACUACUUUUGCUUCUGCUGCUACAACUGUUGCUGCUGCUGCUGCUACUGUAGAGGACGUGUGGUUGGCUGCUUACCUGGGCCCAGCAUCCACUCAGGUCAUGGCGCCCCGUCGGCAGCCCGUGUCGCUGCAGCGGCAGUGCGUGGCCCACCUGGCGCUGCGCCUCGACCACCUGUGUGACCAGCACGCCCACGCCCACACGCACCCCCACCUGCUGGCCGCCGCGGGCCACCUCGACACCCUGCUGCCCACGCCCCUCCAGGCCACCGUAGGUGAGGAGGUGCUGGCUCUGACGGAGGCGCGGCAGGUGACUCCCUCUCCGGGCCACGUGCGGCUGCUGCUGCUGCUGCGGGCGCGGCGGCUGUCGGCCAGCGGGUCGGUGGUGCAGAGCGGCGUGCUGGAGGAGGGGGCGGACGCGGCCCACCUGGAGGCCCUGACCCUGCUGUACGGGGGCUGCGGGGGCCGCGCCGCGCGCCUCUACCCCUUCCUGCACACCGCCGCCGCGCUCACCUCGCUCGUGUGCACCGACUUCUGCGACAACACCAUGGUGGACAUCGUGGCGCACACCUGCCCGCACCUUCGCCUGCUGGACCUGCGCGGCUGCUACGACGUGACGGACGAGGGCGUGGCACUGCUGUGCGGGCAGCGGCAGGGGCUGCGGGCCAGCCUGGAGGCGCUGAGCCGCGGCGACGUGCUGCGGCCCACCACGCCGUGCUGCGCGUCGCUGCGGGAGAUCAAGCUGACCAUGACCAAGGUGACGGAGGCGGGCGUGGCCGUCAUCCUGCUGGUGCUGACGGACAUCCACACGCUGCGGGUGCCGGACGUCAAGAUGGAGAAGCUCUUCAGCUUCCUGCAGACUCUGGACCACAAGGACGUGCAGUGCCACCUCCGGGAGUUUCACUCGAGGGAGAUCCUCAACGAGUUCCAGCUGGAGGUGCUGGUGGGCCUGUGCCCCAACCUGGAGUACCUGCAGGUCUCCUUCACCGGCAGCCCCGAGAUGGACCUGGCGCGCCUGCGCCUGCUGCCGCGCCUCACCAAGCUGCGCCGCGCCAAGUUCGCCGACGUGAACUGUGACGCGCUGGAGUGGUUCCUGCGGGAGGCGGGGCAGUGCCUGACGCACCUCUUCCUCUACACCUACCACACGCGCUUCUCGCAGCAGAAGCUCAGCAUCAGCCGCCGCCACCUGCAGGUGCUGGCCGAGCAGUGCCCGCACCUGGAGGGCCUGUGUCUGGACGGCUACCUGCUGGGGGAGGAGGGCGGGGACCUGCUGCCGCCCCGGGAGGGCCUGCACUACUUCCAGGAGCUGACGAGCCUGCAGGUGGCCUCCAUGAAGCUGUCCGAGGAGGACCUGCAGGUGUUCCUGGCGCAGAGCCGCGGCCUGCGCGUGCUGGAGCUGGUGCUGCACAACCCGCACGUCCUGCACGACCGCCUACUGUGCGACCUGCUGGACGCCGGCAUGUGGCGCAACCUGGCCAAGAUCCGCGUCCUCAACUCCCCGCUGACCACCCGCGCCCUGGCCCGCCUGGUGGCCGAGUGCCCCCGCCUGCGGGAGCUGGGCUGCCUCUACACGUGGCUGGUGCCCAAGGACCACGUGGCGAAGUUCAAGAACAACGUCAAGUGCCAGAACCUGGACAUCGAGAUAUACUGACGCGGCGCCGAUCCGCCGCGACCUGACCUGACCUGUGACCCCGUGACCCCCCCCGAGUGACCCCGGCUGUGAUGCCCCAAAGUGCCUUGUGAGGGUGUAGUGCCGCCCCCCGCCCCCCUGGCUAGUGUGCGGGGCGGGGGGCGAGGCGUCAGUAUGAUACAAGAUUCUCAGUAGUGUUAUUGUUCCCUUAUUGUUGUUGUUGUUGUUGUUGUUUAUUGUUAUCGUUGAUGUUCUCUCGUCGCUGAAGGGUUCUUAAUUAGGUACUGGUGGGGAUGGGACACACACACACACACACACAGACAUACACAUUAUGUAGAUAAGGAAAUGAUGAAGAAAAUAUUAACAACACUGACAAGACCAAAACUUGAAUAUGCUGCAGUUGUGUGGUCGCCUCACAAGAAGAAGGAUAUCAGAAAGUUGGAAAGAAUACAGAGAAUUGCAACUAAAAUGGUCCCAGAACUCUCGAAUAUGACGUAUGAAGACAGACUGAAGGAGAUGGACUUGACGACACUGGAACAAAGAAGGGAGAGAGGAGAUCUGAUCACACUGUAUUAGUUGGUGAAUAAGUAUGAUGAGGUGGAUAAAGAUGAUCUCUUCUCUACUGCGAGAACGCGGGGGCUGAGAGGACAUGGAAUGAAACUUAAUAAAGGAACCUGUUUGAGUGAUUGAAAAAGUAUAGUUUUCCACAUAGAAGUGUUAGCACAUGGAACAGCUUGCGGGAAGAGGUGGUGGAGGCGAGCAGUGUCCACCAAAUGAAGGAAAGGCUGGAUGAAUGUAGAUAUGGAGACGGGACUAUUGGAGCUUAUCUCUGGCCCUGUAGACUACAAAUAGGUAAACACACACACACACACACACACACACACACACACACACACACACACACACAAAUUUUCCUUCACAUUCAGGACAUUCAUCAAAAGACACUUGUAUGUGAUGACAAUAUUUAUGUAUACAUGUGUACGUGUGUUGUCUGUGUACGUUUGUAUGUAUACGUUAGGACCUCCGAGUGUAAGCAUAUUAUUAUUUUUCUUAAAGGUUGCGAUAUAAUGAAGAUAUUUACUCGUAUGAAUGUAUAAUGACUUUGUUUGUUUGUUUGUGCGACUUUGUUUUUCGUUGAUCGAUAGGGCUCGUUUGUUUGUUUGUUUGUUUGUUCGUUAACCGUCGAUACGUGUUCGUUACCUGUUCGUUCUUCGUCCUGGCGGCGUCGCAAACCAUGAAUUUUGUCUUUCACCAGUUGUGAGUCGAUAAAGAGUUUAAUUCUGA